Molecule: messenger RNA, 1119 nt
Organism: Paramacrobiotus metropolitanus
Lineage: Eukaryota; Metazoa; Tardigrada; Eutardigrada; Parachela; Macrobiotidae
Exons: 7
Coding region: 355-969 (204 amino acids)
Biological process (GO): inner mitochondrial membrane organization
Cellular component (GO): MICOS complex
Source: RefSeq, a predicted model, not a curated record
CACAAAAUUUGCAAAAAUAAAAAGCACUAUCUAUACUUCGUACUCGUACUAAAUGAACUUCACACAGAGCUCUGAAAUAAGGUAGUAUCGGAAACGGCAACAGAAACAUUAGAACUGAUAUUAGUUUUGGUUUUGGUAAUUUUUUCCUGUCAAUGUGCCUUUCGGUUCUAAUAACUGCGUGCACACAUUUAUAUAAUGCACACUAUAAGAAUGUUUUGGUACGCCCAGAGCUUUUAAAGUGCUUAUCUCACCUUAACAGCAUACCCCAAGUACUAUGCUGGUGAUAGUGCUAGUCUGGUAACAAACAGAAUUUUGACAACUUUUACAUGCUUUUAUUUUCCUGAAUUAUACGAAAUGGGCAAUCGAGAAAGCACCAACAACACCCGACGCGUCAGCUUUCAACGGGAUCCCAGUGGUUCCAUCGCGGUUUCGGAGGAAGUAGCUGACAGGUUAAGGAAGAAUUCCACAGCGACCAGCAGCGCUAAAAAAACUAAUCUUGGUGCAUCCCAUCAUCACAAUCACGGACGUCAUCACAAUCGCCAGCCUAAUCCCGGCCAUGCAGUGCAUCAUCCCAAUGUGUCCAAGGAAAAUGGAAACAUUACGUUUCACAUGCCACAAAAUACAAUAUUAAAUCCUGUACACCACGAAAACGACUCGGCGUCUGCCAAAGUAUUCGUCAACUUGGAGAAACGAUGGCAAGAACGAAUUGCUGAACUCGAGGAAAAAAUAGAACAGAGUGAGUCUAAAUUUGCCAACGAAUUAAGCGGAACGAUUAACCUAGUGGAGGAAAUGUUAAGGCCAGAACCACUUGUUCCCGCGCUUCCUUGUGCCAGAUUUGAGAGGGAACUGAUAAAGUGCUACGACGAUAACAUAUCGCGAUCCAUUUCUUGUCAUGGAAAAGCGAAGGAGUUCGUAAAAUGUGUGGAUAAAUACAGAAUGGAUUAUCUGAACCGAUAUCUGGACCAUUAAGAGCGGAUUUUUACUACCAACCUUUCUAGUGUAUAAAGGCAGCCAAUGCUUUUGUUAUAAAGCAUGUACUACGAUUACCAUGAGUCGAAAUCUAAAAUCGGCAAUUUAAGAAGUCGAAAAUAAACUGCAUUUGGACGGGACGCAUAAACU